AUGCCGCUAGUGCUAGAUAUAUCUACACGAAUAGAGUUUUCAACGUCAGAGCGUUUGAUAUACAAAACUUUUAGCCCUUUAACCCGCCAGAUCUUCCCAGCUGCUGACGAUGAACUUCUUACCUAUCUACAGGAGGAAAAUCAACUCAUUGAACCUGAUUGGUACUGUCCCAUUAUUCCUAUGGUUUUGGUGAAUGGCGCAGAAGGUGUAGGCACAGGAUGGUCAACACUUAUACUCAAUCACAAUAUCUUCGACGUAAUCGAUAAUGUUCGGAGGAUGAUUGAUGGAGAUGAAAUGGAGAAGAUGAUACCAUCGUUUUCGGACUUCUCUGGAAAAAUCGAGGAACUAGCGGAGAAUAGCUAUGAAAUCAGCGGAAAAUAUAAGAUCAUUCCAUUACAAAGGAGAAAUGCACCAAACCUGAGGAUUGAAAUCACUGAACUACCUGUAGGAGAAUGGACGAAUAGAUACAAACAAAAUACGUUACAUGCGCUACAGAAGAUUGGAAUUAUAAGCGGCUUCAAAGAAUAUCACACAGAAAGAAAUGUGCGAUUUUUGGUUGAGUUAAGCAGAGAAUUUACUACACGAUGUAGAAGACCUGCUGGACGUUAUUCCGAAUUGAUGAAGAAAUUCAAGCUGUGCACAAGCUGUGUAAAUGGUUUAUCUGAAACUUUUCAGGUGUUAUUCGAUCCAUUUGGUCGUUUGAAGAACUACGCUACUAUCGGUGAAAUAAUGCUAGAGCACUUCCACGUUCGCCAGAAAAUUUACGAAAAAAGGAAGGAACACGAAACGAAGAUGUUAGAUGCACAGAAAAGGAAAAUAGAGAACCAGGUGUGGGAAAUUUGUGAAAAAUAGCA
Messenger RNA from Strongylus vulgaris, 854 nucleotides. NCBI's taxonomy places the organism in Eukaryota, Metazoa, Nematoda, Chromadorea, Rhabditida, Strongylidae. The record is from the annotation of a GenBank genome assembly.